AUGACAGCCCCGACAUUGACAUUGCAUGAACAGUUGAGCAUCCCCGAGCCAGGCGAGAAUGAGCUAGCGACGCAAAUUGCGCAGUGUCCCAGCAAUCCGCCGGUGUACGACGCACAAACCUUUCCAGAUGGAGGUCUGAAGGCUUGGUUGAACGUCGUUGGCGGAUGGUGCAUUUUCUUCUCCCUCUUUGGCUGGGUCAACGCAUUUGGCGUGUUUCAAAACUACUAUCAGGAAAAUCAAUUGAAGGAUUAUUCGGCCUUUCAGAUCUCGUGGAUCUCGUCCAUUCAGACAUUUAUUCUGUUCGGGGGAGGAAUUAUUGCUGGCAAGUUAUAUGAUAACUAUGGCCCGAAUGCGCUCGUCUUGCCGGGAUUCAUUCUGUCUCAAGGCGUCUGUACCUGUAUCGGCGAUGCCGCAUUGUUCACUGCUUCCCUCAGCACUUGUAGCACAUGGUUCUAUCGACGACGAGCCUUUGCCUUUGGGGUCCUCCUCACCGGAACUAGCAUUGGCGGGGUGGUGAUGCCGAUCAUUCUUGAACACUUAUUGGGACGGCUGGAUUUCGGCUGGGCUAUCCGGAUUUGUACCUUCAUCAACUUGGUCCUCCUAGUGAUUGCCCUGCCCACGGUCACAUCGCGUCUACCCCCGCAUCCGAAGCCCGUUUCAUUGUGGUACUACCUGCGACCACUGAAGGGGAUUCGUUUUCUGAUGCUGAGCGCAGGGUGCGCGUUGUUCUACUUGGGUAUGUAUCUGCCAUUCAACUUUAUCAUUGUCCAAGCACUGUAUGAAGGCAUGUCGCCCGCGUUGGCCGGCUAUCUCAUUCCAAUUUUGAAUGCGACAAGUCUAUUUGGCCGCAUCAUUCCUGGAAUAGCUGCUGAUAUGGUGGGGAGGUUCAACACCAUGGUGGCGAUGUGUGCAUUUGCCGGGAUCAUCGUCCUUGCGCUCUGGCUCCCAGGACGGGCGAACGCGCCAAUUAUUCUCUUCUCGGGUCUUUACGGAUUUGCUUCGGGGGCGUUCAUCUCCCUGAUCCCGGCCCUUACGGCGCAGAUCAGCGAUAUUCGAGAAAUCGGUGUCCGAUCUGGCACCCUAUGGCUUACUGUUGCAAUCGCGGCGCUUGUGGCCAGCCCUAUUGGUGGAGCGAUGGAGGUGCGCGAUGACGGUGCGUUUGAGCAACUCCAAAUUUUUGCUGGUGUGGUGAUGCUAGUCGGCACGUCUUGCUUCGGGGUUGCCCGCUGGUAUCUCAGUGGAGGGAACUUGAGGAUGUAUUUAGAUAUAACUGCGAUACUGUCGCUACUCAAAUUUUUAUUUAUUUCUUCCUCUUCCAGUACGACUGAACAGACAGGUUUGCCCUUUCAAUAUCAACAUUCCAAAGAUCUCGUAGAUGCUACUAAAGAACUUCAAACAAAGAUUGUGAGAACUACAGAUCAUAAGGCUGGCAGAUUUGUGAAGCUCCUACUUGAUAGAGGUGCCGAUGUUAACUUCCAAGGUGGAUACUUUGGCAAUGCACUUCAGGUGGCUUCGUUUAAAGGCCAUAAGGAGAUCAUGAAACUACUGCUUGAUAACGGCGCGGGCAUUAAUAUUCAAGGUGGACAUUUCGUGAAUGCGCUCAAGGCCGCUUCAGCUGGGAACCAGGAAGGGAUUAAGGGACUGCUGCUUGAAAAAGGAAUGGGUAUGAGCAUGCUAUAG
This is a messenger RNA of Talaromyces marneffei, 1680 nucleotides long. RefSeq lists its product as uncharacterized. The transcript has 9 exons. Lineage: Eukaryota; Fungi; Ascomycota; Eurotiomycetes; Eurotiales; Trichocomaceae. Gene Ontology annotation, molecular function: transmembrane transporter activity; protein binding. Gene Ontology annotation, biological process: transmembrane transport. The record is from RefSeq and is a predicted model, not a curated record. Gene Ontology annotation, cellular component: fungal-type vacuole membrane. The coding region runs from base 1 to 1680 and encodes 559 amino acids.